Diabrotica virgifera virgifera (western corn rootworm) is the source of this 645-nucleotide messenger RNA. Its product is annotated as jerky protein homolog-like. The record is from RefSeq and is a predicted model, not a curated record. Lineage: Eukaryota; Metazoa; Arthropoda; Insecta; Coleoptera; Chrysomelidae. The coding region runs from base 1 to 645 and encodes 214 amino acids. Gene Ontology annotation, molecular function: nucleic acid binding. The transcript is spliced from 2 exons.
AUGGACCAAGGAGUGAUCGAGAAGAUGAAAAGGAGUUACAGAAAACAACUCCUCCGUCGCCUUUUAUUGGCCGAAAAGGAUGAGGAGAGUGUCAUCGAGUUUGUAAAGAAGGUCAACCUUAAAGACUGCAUUUACAUGCUAGCCGAUGCAUGGGAAAGCCUCACAGAAACCAAUUUACAAAGAGCCUGGAGAAAGUUAUGGCCUUACGAAGAAGAAAAAGAUGAUCUAGAGGAAGGAGAUAUUGAUGGUGCUGUGAAUGAAAUAAGUGAAAUAUGCAGCACACUUCCGGGAUUUGAAGAAUGCAACAAAGAUGACGCCAUGGAGUGCUUGGCUGUUGAUAGCAACGAUUCUGGAUUUCAGAUUUUGACUGAUCAAGAAAUAGCUGACAUGUUAAAUGAAGACGAAACAGAAACAAUGGAAUCUGAUAGUGACGACAAUUCUGAUAAGACAGAAGAAACAGGGCCAACUCAUUCCGAAGCGUUCGUAGCAGCGGAGGCACUGAUGUCAUGGCUGGAAAAACAAAAUGAGAGCUCACCCACGCAGCUGAUUCUGUUAAAAAGAAUUAAGGACUUAGCUGCAAAAAAACGAACCACUACCGCAGUUCAAAAAGCCAUUACGGAUUUUUUUAAAAGUUCAAAUAUGUAG